AUGAUUGACAAAGCAUGGGUGCAUCUAAGCAGGGUUGAUCCUUCAUAUGAGACAGGGGCUUCAAAGUUUGUACGUGAUGUUGCUUCAGCUCUGGGAGUGAUUGAUAUGAUUGUAUGUCCUUGCAUUGACUGCCGAAAUAUUGAUCGUCACUCGGGAAGUGUAGUACUAGACCAUCUAGUUACCAGGGGAAUGGAGGAGGGUUAUAAGAUGCGGGCUGAUUGGUAUCUACACGGUGAACUCAACUCAGGGGUUGCAGGUGAAAGCAGAGCAAGUGAAUGGAAUGAUGAGAUAUUUGGGUUAUACAGAGUUGCUGAGUGUUUUGAUGAAGAGUUAGCUGACACGGGGGAUUUAUCUGAGAAGGCAGAGGGAGACGACAAGAAAGAAGACGAGUUCUUGGCAAAGCUAGCUGAUGCUGAAACACCCUUGUAUCCGAGCUGUGUCAACCAUAGUAAGCUAUCUGCAAUUGUCUCAUUAUUUAGAUUGAAGACUCAUAAUGGGUGGUCUGAAAAGAGCUUCAAUGAUCUGCUAGAGACAUUGUCGGAGAUGUUACCAGAGGAAAAUGUUCUCCACUCUUCACUGUAUGAUGUGAAGAAAUUUUUGAAAUCCUUUGACAUGGGUUAUGAGAAGAUCCAUGCAUGUGUUAAUGACUGCUGCCUAUUCAGAAAGAGGUUCAAGAAGCUUGAGAAGUGUCCAAAAUGUAAGGCUUCAAGAUGGAAGACUAACAUUCAUACUGGUGAGAAGAAGAAAGGCGUCCCACAGAAAGUCUUACGUUACUUUCCCAUAAUACCAAGACUGAAGAGGAUGUUCCGGUCUGAGAAAACCGCCAAGGACUUACGGUGGCACUUUAGCAACAAAAGCAGUGAUGGAAAGCUUCGUCACCCUGUUGAUUCAGUGACCUGGGAUCAGAUGAAUGCUAAAUACCCUACAUUUGCAGCUGAAGAAAGGAACCUCAGGCUUGGACUUUCAACAGAUGGAUUCAAUCCAUUCAACAUGAAGAAUUCGAUAUACAGUUGCUGGCCUGUUUUGGUGGUAAACUACAACUUGCCACCAGACUUAUGCAUGAAGAAGGAGAACAUCAUGCUUUCAUUGUUGAUUCCUGAUCCACAGCAGCCUGGUAAUAGUAUAGAUGUGUACUUAGAACCCCUCAUUGACGAUCUGAACAGUCUGUGGAGCAUUGGAGAGAUAACAUACGACGCUCUGACUCGAUCAACAUUUACUCUUAGGGCGAUGCUGCUCUGGACAAUCAGUGAUUUUCCAGCUUAUGGGAAUCUUGCCGGCUGCAAAGUAAAAGGUAAAAUGGGGUGUCCGUUAUGUGGGAAAAACACUGAUAGCAUGUGGCUAAAGUUCAGCAAAAAACAUGUCUACAUGUGCCAUAGAAAGGGUCUGCCACCAACUCAUAGUUUCUGGGGAAAGAAGAAAUGGUUUGAUGGCAAAGCUGAACAAGGAAGAAGGGGAAGAAUACUAACUGGACGUGACAUUUCUCUACAUCUAAGAAAUUUCAAGAAUGAUUUUGGAAAUUUCAAAGGAUCUGCAAGUAAGAGGAAAAGGAUUCAAUGUUCUGUUAAUUUAGGCUCUGAUAAUGAGGGUUUAUCGAGUGAAUCGGAGGAAGAGGAAGAUGAAGAAAUACAAGUAGAUGAAGAUGAGUUAUCUAGAUGGAAGAAGAGGUCAAUCUUCUUCAAGCUACCUUAUUGGGAGGAACUUCCAGUGAGGCACAACUUAGAUGUAAUGCAUGUGGAGAGAAAUGUUGCUGCCAGUUUAGUGUCAACGUUAUUGCACUGUGAGAAAUCAAAGGAUGGUCUUGCAGCUCGUAAAGAUCUUGAGGAGCUUGGUGUCUCAUUAGAGGACUGUAAACUCACAGGGUUGAAAUCACAUGACUACCAUGUGUUAAUGCAGCAACUUCUGCCCAUUGCACUUAAAGGGUUGUUACCAAAAGGACCGAGGCUUGCAGUUUUUAGAUUCUUUCCUCCAAGCUUCUUUGAUAUCAUGCUCCAUUUGACUGUCCAUCUCGGAAGAGAAGCCCGACUUGGUGGUCCAGUCCACUUUAGAUGGAUGUACCCAUUUGAAAGGUACAUGAAAGUCCUUAAAGACUUUGUAAGGAAUCCUGCAAGACCGGAGGGAUGCAUUGCUGAGUCCUAUCUAGCUGAGGAAUGUAUCAGGUUCUGUAAUGAAUUUUUGAAGAAGACAACAAAUGUUCAAGAGAAAGUAGAUAGAAACAUGGAGUAUGACAACAAUUCUAUCUUAGAGGGUCGUCUAAUAUCCACAGUCAACAUCUCCAAUAUUUGCAAGACACAGAUGGAAGAUGCUUGCGAGAUGCCUCAACGUUAUGGAGUGCCUCUUGAUUCUACAGAACAUGAUGAAACACUUAAGUGGAUAGCUUAUGGUCUACGAUGUUCAGCUAGGUCAUAUACGGGAUUCAUAGUUAAUGGGCUGAGAUUUCAUACGACUUUAGUUGAUAGGAAAAGUCAGAACAGUGGGGUUUAUUAUGAGGCUACAGCUGUUUGUAGAUCUAGUGCCACAGAUACAUCACAGGUGGUAGAUUUGGUAUCUUACUACGGCAGAGUAACUGGCAUCAUUUUGGUGGAUUAUAAUAUCUUUUACGUUCCUCUUUUCCGGUGUCAAUGGGCCGUUAAAGGUAAUGGAGUGAAGAUUGAAGAUGGUUUUACACUUGUUAACAAGAAUCAUAGUCAAGCCUCCUUUGCAAGUGACCCGUACAUACUAGCAUCUCAAGCGAAGCAAAUCUUUUACUCUAGGGAAGAUGAGUCGUCAAAUUGGUAUAUUGUUAUGAAAGGUCCGUCUAGAAGAUAUAGUAAGGAGGAUAUUCAAGAGGGAACUGCAGACAUUGGGCUAUUGCCAUCAAAUAUUGACAUGGAUGCUGACAUUGAUGAAGCUGAGAAUGCCAGAACUGAUUGUGAAGGCAUAUAUGGGUGA
Molecule: messenger RNA, 2928 nt
Organism: Brassica oleracea var. oleracea
Lineage: Eukaryota; Viridiplantae; Streptophyta; Magnoliopsida; Brassicales; Brassicaceae
Exons: 8
Coding region: 1-2928 (975 amino acids)
Source: RefSeq, a predicted model, not a curated record